AUUUAUGAAGAUGAAAAAAAAGUGAAGUGAAGGAAAACGAGUUUGAGUGUUGAUGAUGGCGUUGUCGUGUCUCACGCUGAGUGUGAACCCUUCUUCCAUUAUCAAAUGCAAGACGUCCAUCAACACCCAAUCCCACGCGCUAGACGCCGCUCACGUCCGACGCGCCGUCCUCCUGGCCGACAAAUCCGCCGGUUUCACUUCCCCCCACCCUAACUUCGGCUGCGUCAUCGUCACCCCCGGGGGUGACGUUGCCGGCGAAGGCUACCUCUACGCGCAAGGCACCACCCCCGCGGAAGUGCAGGCGGUGGAGGCCGCUGGCGAACGGUGCCGCGGCGCCACCGCAUACCUGAACAUGGAACCCGGAGACUGCCACGGCGACCACUCUGCUGUGUCUGCUCUGCUUCAGGGAGGGAUCAAAAGGGUUGUGAUUGGAAUGAGGCAUCCGUUGCAGCAUCUACGUGGCAAUGCUGUGCGUGCUCUCAGAACCCAAGGAUUGCAUGUUGAUCUUCUUGGAGAGGAUCUCACUUGUAAACUCGUAGAGGAUGCCCAGAAAGCAUGUCUUCUUGUCAAUGCACCUUUGAUUUGUAGAGCUGCUUCGCGAGUUCCCUUUUCUGUUCUCAAGUAUGCUAUGACCCUUGAUGGAAAAAUUGCGGCUAGCACUGGUCAUGCAUCAUGGAUAAGCAGCAAGCAAUCUAGAAAUCUGGUUUUUGAGCUACGAGGUAGAAGUGAUGCUGUUAUUGUGGGAGGAAAUACAGUUCGGAGGGACAAUCCGAGACUGACAGCCAGACAUGGAGGUGGGCAUAUGCCAAUUCGCAUUGUAAUGACCCAGACUCUUAAUCUUCCGGAGGAAGCAAACCUAUGGGACAUGUCUGAGGUUUCUACCAUAGUUGUGACACAAAGGGGUGCAAGGAGGAGUUUUCAGAAGCUGCUUGCAUCUAAAGGAGUUGAGGUUGUGGAGUUUGACAUACUAAAUCCCCGAGAAGUUAUGGAGUACUUUCAUGAUCGUGGAUAUCUUUCUAUUUUAUGGGAAUGUGGAGGAACAUUGGCUGCAUCUGCUAUUUCAUCUGGAGUAAUUCACAAGGUUUUUGCAUUUGUUGCUCCAAAAAUUAUUGGCGGAAAGAAUGCACCAUCUCCAGUGGGUGAUCUUGGGAUGGUUGAGAUGUCACAAGCUUUAAAUCUAAUUGAUGUUUGCUACGAGCAGGUUGGACCUGACAUGCUUAUUAGUGGAUUUCUUCAGCCGUUACCAGAUAUAGUACCUGUAAUCCCAUCACUUGAUGAAACUUUUGUUGUUGAUCCUACCGUUUCACCAUAUGAAUCAAGCAUCAUAUUUUUCUAUAAAACAUGGGAUCCUUAUGGUGCCUUGUCAAAUUUUUCUCCUCAUCCCAUUAAAAUGCCUGAUGAAAAUAGUGAAUAUGUGACUUGGUCGAGUGUGGAGCAUUACUAUCAGGCACACAAAUUUAUUGGGCUGGAUAAUCCUUCGGCAAAAGCUUGUGUUGAAAGAAUUAAAUCUGCAAAAAGUCCAGAAGAAGCUGCAAGAAUAGGAAGGUCAAUGCAAAGGAAGCAUCCUGAUCUGAUAAGGUCUGACUGGGACAACAUAAAGAUCGAUGUCAUGUACAGGGCACUGAAAUGCAAGUUCUUGAUGUACCCGCAUUUAAAUUCAAUGCUGCUUUCUACUGCUGGUUCUGUUCUAGUUGAGGCUUCACCGCAUGAUCUCUUUUGGGGUGGAGGACGAGAUGGAGAAGGCUUAAAUUAUCUUGGUCGACUGUUGAUGAAGUUGAGAUCAGAGUUUCUUGGGAAAUCUUCAUCAUCAAGUGAGACCUCUAGUUUAACUGUAUAGUAUUUUCAAAGAGAGAACAGAACACUAUUUUGUUGUAGAACUACAAAAACUGUUUCAUAUGCAACAUGUGUCGCAGAUAAAACCAUAUGUCACGAUCUUUUGGUUUUCUGAUCAAGCUUUUUUUAUUUGCUUAAGGGACUUUCAUUCAAGUAUUC
Abrus precatorius (Indian licorice) is the source of this 1992-nucleotide messenger RNA. Its product is annotated as riboflavin biosynthesis protein PYRR, chloroplastic. Bases 53 to 1837 code for a protein of 594 amino acids. The record is from RefSeq and is a predicted model, not a curated record. NCBI's taxonomy places the organism in Eukaryota, Viridiplantae, Streptophyta, Magnoliopsida, Fabales, Fabaceae. Gene Ontology annotation, biological process: riboflavin biosynthetic process. The transcript is spliced from 9 exons. Gene Ontology annotation, molecular function: 5-amino-6-(5-phosphoribosylamino)uracil reductase activity; NADP binding; diaminohydroxyphosphoribosylaminopyrimidine deaminase activity.